AUGCUGAAUUUAGUAGAAAUUGAUGGAUUCAUCACUGGAGAUGGUCCUUCGCUUUUGUCCAUGGUGUACUUCAUUUCGGUGUUGAUUGCUGAUGGUGGUGGUGGUGGUAAUGGUGGUGAUGUUGACGAUGUUGAAGUGGUUUUCUUAGAAUUUUUUGAAUUUAUUUUGACGGUUUUUCCUUCGCCAAUGCUCGAUGGGUUGGAAAUUCUGAGAGUCGACCGUUCAGCGACACUGAUAAAAAGAUCAAUGAAGCAAGACUAUAAUGAGAUUAGAUUCAAUCUGAAUUGA
Messenger RNA from Anisakis simplex (herring worm), 288 nucleotides. The record is from the annotation of a GenBank genome assembly. Lineage: Eukaryota; Metazoa; Nematoda; Chromadorea; Rhabditida; Anisakidae.